Drosophila takahashii is the source of this 3009-nucleotide messenger RNA. Its product is annotated as E3 ubiquitin-protein ligase RNF10. NCBI's taxonomy places the organism in Eukaryota, Metazoa, Arthropoda, Insecta, Diptera, Drosophilidae. The record is from RefSeq and is a predicted model, not a curated record. Gene Ontology annotation, molecular function: metal ion binding; transcription cis-regulatory region binding. Gene Ontology annotation, biological process: positive regulation of transcription by RNA polymerase II.
GCCAUUUUUCACUAGGCAUCGCGGAUGCUUUUUCUCCCUGACCAAAGGAUAUUUGGUUUUUCCAUCAAAAUUCGUUGAUUUCGAGACGUCAAAUCGAAACCCCCCAUAAACGAGAUUGUCUACCGGCAGCGUGUGUGCAAUUGGCAAGUGGAUAUUGUCGGAAAGGGCAAGUUUUAGACCCCGAAAAAGCAGCCAUCAGCAGACGUCACACCUUUUCAGGCCACCACACCAAUACGAUUACAGUUACUAAUACCACGAUCCACAGACUAAUCCAACAACAACAAAACAAGUGCUAGCAAAAGAAGAAGAAGAAUUAGCAAAAGCAAAGUCAAAGUACUUAAUUUAGUACUUUCGCCUCGAAUUUAACUGCAUUUCCUCGCGAAAGCCGCAUUGAAUUUAUUUGGAAAUAUUACGCAAGUACUAUUUCUAGUCGUACCCGUUGGUUAAUCAUGGCUCAGUAAACAUGAAUCCGCAACGAGAAUACUUUGCUCAACGCACUCCGUGUGGAGACCAAGGCAAGACGCAAUUAGCUGCCCACUGGCAGCUGCCCAUCUAUACUAGUAGUACUAUUUCCGAUCCCAAGUGCCCCCAUAACCAUAACAACAACGAUGGACAGCAACAGCAACAACAACAGCAGCAAGAAGCAGCCUCAAUCCUCCAAUCAUCAUGCCAAGUCCUCGUCUGGUGAAUCAUCGCAAAGGAAGUCAAGUGACGUACAUGCCAACGGCAACAAGCAGCGGAACAACCGCCGACGGGAGCAGCUUCCCACACCACGCAACGAUCAGCAGCAGCGCAGCGCCAGGCAGCAGCAGCAGCAACAGCAGGCCCAGCAGCCGGCCAAGCUACGUCCGAAUGUGGACAAGCGACCGAGGGCUCGCGGGGGCGGGGGAUCAUACGAUUUCCCAGCAUCCCGCGGCGAGGACGGCGCUCCAGGCGGCUCCCGACUAGCCUACGCCGGCGCCGGCUACUCACGUGGCGGUGACUUUGACCAUGAACUGAACUCUGUGUACGCACAGGGCAGCAAGAAGCAGAAUCUGAACCAUCUGCUCAACUUUCACUGCGUGCCCAGGGAACUGGAGCGCGGGCAUCACCAGCAGCAGCAGCAGCACGGCCACCUGGGCGUCCGAAAGCAGCGCUACAACAAGGAGCAGUUCCUGCAGGCCAACUGCCAGUUCGUCAUUCGAUCGGGGGCCAAGGCGCAGGUGAAUGGCUCGCCGGAUACGCUCAUCGAUUGGAGCUACAUCGAGCAGAUCAACAUCCAGACCACCGAGGAGUUGCAGUGCCCCAUCUGUCUGUAUCCCCCGGUGGCGGCUAAGCUCACUAGAUGCGGACAUGCCUACUGUUGGCCCUGCUUACUGCACUAUCUCUCGCUGAGCGACAAAACCUGGCGCAAGUGUCCCAUCUGCUAUGAUGCCAUUCAUGCUGGAGAUCUGAAAAGCUGCACCAUCGAGCAGCAGAUGGAUUGGCAAGUGGGCGAGAGAAUUACCUUUCAUUUAAUGCGGCGCCGCAAGGGCUCCAUGUUUAUUGAAAAGCAUGCUGCAGGUUUGGGCGAAACCUUUGAGCGAUUCCCCUUCGUUUCGGCUGCGGAAGAGGCUAGACGCUACUCCAAGUUUCUAAUAGCCAAGCGGUCGGAUGUGGGCGCCAUUAUCGAGCGGGAGCGUUGCGAACUGCUAGCCGAAUCGGAUGACUCCUGUCCGGAGGAUGUGUUCAUCCAGCAGGCGCUUGUGAUGCUUAAGGAGCGUGGCGAAAAGUUGGGUCUCGAGAAACUCGAUCCCCGAGAGGAGGAGGAGGAAGUAGCACAGGCUCAUAGCCUAGAAACUGAAGCCAAGAUUGAUAUUGAGAAGCCAGACGAUGCCUCCAUCUCCUCGGGAGAGGUAUCAUCCAGCAGCCUGAGCUGCUCAUCAAACAACCACAAUAAAUAUUAUUAUUUCUACCAAUCCAACGACGGACAAAACAUCUAUUUGCAUCCCUUGAAUGUGAAGAUGCUGCAGGCCUGCUAUGGCACCUUGGAUUUGGGUCCACUACUCAUCGAGGCGCAGAUCGUGCAGAUGGAGCAGCACUCUAUGGACGAGGACCAUCGUCGCAAGUUCACUUGUCUCGGUCAUUUGCCUUUGACCUGCCAGUUUUCGGUUGUGGAGGUCGAACUACAGCCGCCAACUGUUUCUGGAGGAAUACUCAAGCUGUUCAAAGAGGAUAUUCUUCAUCGCAAGAAGGAGCGCCUGCGCCGGGAUCGUGAGGAGCGUAAGCGAGAGCAGCACAUCAACGAGAUCAAUGACCGCCAGAUGGGCAAACUAAUAGCCAGUGCAGCUAACCUCAACCUAAGCUCCUCCCAUGAGUUUCCCACUUGCGGCUUCGAGGAGGCUUUGCCCAGUCCCAGUGGCUCUGUGCCCGUGGUUAUCAGCCACCAGGAGAGCAGCUCCCGCUACUCCAGCGUCACUCAGGCCAGCGCCAGUCCCAAGCAGGAGCUGUGGCCCACUAUUGGAAGCGGAUCGCCUGGCAGUGGUGGUGCUGCAUCGCUGGAUUUCCAGGUGGGCGCCUGGGGACGCUCGGCUCCGCCGCCGCCACGUGCUGUUGUGGCGCCAAAAACCGGCGAAGAGGAUUCCGAGCAGCGAUCUGUAGGCCACUGGGGUUUGGGAGAACUUCUAGUAGGAGCCUUGGACCAGAAGAAGCAAAAGGUAGGAGGCGGAAAGGCCAAUGCAGCUGCUCCCGCUGAAUCCAAGAAGCAAAAGAAAGCCAAGGGCAAGAAAAUGGUUCCCCUGUUUGCCACCGGCAUGAACAGAGCUCCAUGAAGGAUUAGAGUAGAGCAUCGAAGUUAUCAAGUCUACAAGAUUUAUUGUACUUUUUGUUUCGAUGCGAAUAUUUCAACGUUAUUUCAAAUAACAAACACGCGAUUGUUCUUUCAUUAGGGAGGAUUUGAAAAAUCAUUCAGCUAAACUAUAAUUUAACCCAACUUAUAUUCACAUUACUCACAUAAGCAUAACCAAUAAAGGCAGCAAGUAAAAUAUCAAA